This is a messenger RNA of Mercenaria mercenaria, 3239 nucleotides long. RefSeq lists its product as uncharacterized. The coding region runs from base 1 to 1626 and encodes 541 amino acids. Lineage: Eukaryota; Metazoa; Mollusca; Bivalvia; Venerida; Veneridae. The record is from RefSeq and is a predicted model, not a curated record. The transcript is spliced from 7 exons.
AUGAAUAGGAAAGAGGUAUUUCGUGAUGACUUAACUUUUUUCAAACAACAAGUACCUCUGCUGCUACCAGAUGACGUAAAAAAGCCUUUAGCUUAUCUUGCUGACAGCCAUGUGAGAGACAUUGUUGGGAUUGCAAAGGACAUGCCAUAUGUUUUUGCAAGUACAGGUAAGGAGCCAAUGAGGGCUGGGGCUGCCCUAGAUGUGGUCAAGUACGAAGCAGAAUUGAAACACCCAGAGAGGAUCUACGCAACAAAUUUAAGAAAGUAUACAGCCACUAUAUCACAGGUGAUGGAUCUUAGAGAACAUGAAUUACACUGGUUAACCAAAUAUCUUGGGCAUGCGCAAAAACUUAAAAUGUCUCACUACAGCCAAACGUCUGGUUUAGUUGAGCAUUUGGAUAUCGCCAAGAUAAUGCUGUUACAGGAGCCAAACAAUGUUGGAAGAUUUGAUGGAGUUGAUGUCGCGAACAUUAACUUCGAAGACUUAGACAGUGGCAAAGAGGAUGUUGGUACAAUGACUGAGCUGACAGUAGUUAAAGAUGACCCAGACAUGAGUGGAGAUGAUGACAAUGAAUUUUCUCAGACUGGAUUGGACAAAGAUUUGCACGAGGAAAGGGAUUACGUAGCAGAAUUUCCACAUGGAUACAGGAUGUAUGCGGGCAAUAAAAUUGUUGUUAUUCCUCAAGCUACAUCGGAUCAGCCAAGCCAAAAUAAAACCACUACCGCAUUAAAACAACCAACAUUUAUUACCAUAGAUGAAUCUGAUAAAGACAAGUUCAUAAAUGACUCGAGAAAUAUAAACACACUUAAAAAGAAUGAGUCAGCUGUCAGACAGUUCCAGAGGUGGCUGUCGAGUGAACCUAGGCAUGUGACAGUUGAGCUAACCGAGAUUCCCGUAGAAAGGUUGGACGACUAUAUUGGCUCCUUCCUACUGUCAAUUAGGAAAGCAGAUGGAUCCAACUAUGAACCUGAUACUCUCACCAGUUACCACCGUGGAAUUGAUCGGUAUUUACGUGAACAAAACUAUCCCUUUAGCAUGGUAAAUGACCGUGAAUUUUCCUCAUCAAGGGCUGUUCUAGCAGCUAAACGCAAAGAGUUGAAGAUGAUUGGGAAAGGAGGUCGCCCGAACGCAGCCAAGCCACCCACAACAGAUAUGCAAAUACUGUUAAAAGAGAAGAAAUGCAUUGGAUUCGAUACCCCACAGCAGCUGAUAAACAAAAUGUGGCUCAAUAAUACAACGUUGUUUGGACUUCGGAUGGGUACAGAACACCAUAAUCUUCGCUGGGGGGAUAUCACACUGAAAACAGAUGCAGACGGGACUGAUUACCUUGAAUUCAAGGGGCGUGGCAAUAAACCAAGAACUGUCUCAAGUCAGCUUGCUUUCAAAUCAAAACCUUAUUCACAGGAGUCUCUUGAAAGUUGUCCGAUAUAUUCUUACAAGGAAUUCACGAGAAGGCGUCCAGAUGAUUCAUGCACGCCCGAGUCACCCUUCUAUCUGGCUAUAAACCGCACUAGACGGCCAGAUGCUGAAGUGUGGUAUAAAAACGAACCUUUAGGUGAAAACAGGGUGCGUGUUUUGAUGAGGAAAUUGACACAAAAAGUCAGUGAUGGAAAGACCAAUCAGUAGGCUUGAAAAAUUAUUUGCAUAAUAUAAAUGCAUACUUACCUCGCUUUAUUGCAAACAGUAUUUUAAGACCUGCCCUGUAUUAAACACGAGUUCCACAACCAUGUCUUAUACAACGCCCACGUACCAGGUGUUACUUUGUUAAGGUUUAACUUCAUAUGUGGAAGUUAUUCUUAAAACUUAAUAACUGCAAGAUCGUUAUGCCUUAUCUGAAACCGAUUCAAGGAAUGUACAUGCAUUGUGACACAGAAUUUUAACAUUGAAAAUAAUUUUUCAGAGGUUAAACAGCCAGAUAAUUUAUCUACCAGUUCUGAAAAAAUCCUAAUGUGAUAGUUUCACUCAUUCUUAUUAGCUCAUCUGAUUUUUUGAAAAAAAAUGAUGAGUUAUUGUCAUCACUUGAGCGGUUGUCGGCGUCGGCGUCGGCGUCGGCGUCGGCGUCGGCGUUGCCUGGUUAAGUUUUAUGUUUAGGUCAGCUUUUCUCCUAAACUAUCAAAGCUAUUGCUUUGAAACUUGGAAUACUUGUUCACCAUCAUAAGCUGACCCUGUAUAGCAAGAAACAUAACUCCAUCUUGCUUUUUGCAAGAUUUAUGGCCCCUUUUGUACUUAGAAAAUAUCAGAUUUCUUGGUUAAGUUUUAUGUUUAGGUCAACUUUUCUCCUAAACUAUCAAAUCAAUUGCUUUGAAACUUGGCAUACUUGUUCACCAUCAUAAGCAGACCCUGUACAUCAAGAAACAUAACUCCAUCUUGCUUUUUGCAAGAAUUAUUGCCCCUUUUGGACUUACAAAAUCAGUUUUCUUGGUUAAGUUUUAUGUUUAGGUCAGCUUUUGUCCUAAACUAUCAAAGCUAUUCCUUUAAAACUUGCAACACUUGUUCACCAUCAUAAGCUGACCCUGUACAGCAAGAAACAUAACUCCAUCCUGCUUUUUGCAAGAUUUAUGGCCCCUUUUGGACUUAGAAAAUAUCAGAUUUCUUGGUUAAGUUUUAUGUUUAGGUCAACUUUUUCUCUUAAACUAUCGAAGCUAUUGCUUUAAAACUUGCAACUCUUGUUCACCAUCAUAAGCUGACCCUGUACAGCAAGCAACAUAACUCCAUCCUGCUUUUUGCAAUAAUUAUUGCCCUUUUUGGACUUAGAAAAAUCAUUUUCUUGCUUGAAUAUUAUGUUUAAGUCAACUUUUCUCAUAAACUAUCAAAGCUAUUGCUUUAAAACUUGCAACAGUUUUUCACCAUCAUAAGUGGACACUGUACAUCAAGAAACAUAACUCUAUCCUGCUUUUUGCAAGAGUGAUGGUCCUUUUUAGAAUUAGAAAAUCAUGGGUAGGACAAUAUUUCUAUUAUACAAAAAAAAUCAAAUGAGCGUCAGCACCCGCAAGGCGAUGCUCUUGUUUAAAUAUUAGACCAGUUAGAAACACUUGAGUGUUUGUUCAUGAUUUUAUAUACAUGUAUAUUUAAAGGAGAGUAUAUUACGUUGAAUUGAGUUGAAAAUUCAUGAAAAGGUUCCGUUAUUUAUAUAACUCUGGGAUGUUUCUAGAAUAGUAGAAUCACUUCUGCUUACAUACAAGUAUAUGUUAGUUUGUAUUCCCGUGAUACUUUUAUUAAAUGAAUGAAUUUCUUUACCA